UCGAACUAGCCACUUCAAGUAGCUUAUCUUAUCUUAGCACAAUUAUGCAUCUCUAUCACAAAACGCUACUUUUAAGUUAAAACGCUGCAGUACAUCUGGUAGUUGCUGGACAUCCUAUCAGCAGAAAUGAAGGUGAUAGUAGUAAUAGUUCUUGUACUUAGCACAAUCGAAAAGAGUGUUAGUGACAUUGAUUUAAGGUAUGUAGACGAUACUAUCGACCCUUGUGAUGAUUUUCACCAAUUUGCUUGUGGCAACUUUGGUAAAUAUCAUACUAGACCGGAAAACCAGUCCACGUUAGAUCUUUUUACAAUGACAGAAGAUGAGUUAGUAGAAAUUGGAAAAACAAUACUUGGAAGCCCUAAAAAUUCACAGGAUCCUAUUGCUUUAAACAAAGCUAAAUCCGCUUAUCAAGCAUGUGUAAAGACCCCUGAUUAUGAUUAUUACGAUCUUCCUGAAAUCAGCAUCAUUGAAGAAUUUGGUGGGAUGCCUUUGGUAACUAAUGAAAAAGUAGACAAGGUGUCAUUUUCUGAAAUAGCCAAGAUAGCGGGCACAUUUGGAAUUCCUCAGUUAUUUCAGUUUACAGUUAGAAACUCCAACCCCGAUUUUUAUUUACUCAUUAUGUUUCCAGAUAGUUUUGAUCCACCACAGAUGGUCCGACCUCAAUCAAUUCAAACUUAUGAUGAAAUAUUAGAAGAAUCACUAAAAAAGUUUGCCAAAAUUCAAACCAGAUCAUCUGGAGAAGACGAUCCUCUUGAUGUUUUUAUGUUAAAAGUGGCCAAACAUCUUUUCAAGAAAUUUCCAGGGACAUCUGAGGAAGAUCUCAAAAAAGAUUUAGAUGACGUUAAAAAGUUCAUGGGACAACUUUUUAGUGGAGGCAUAGUAGAUGACGAGAUGAUUGAUCUAGAUUCAGCGGUUAAUAUAAGUGAUCUUCAGGACUGGACCCAAAAGCAGUUUGGUGACGAGAUAGAUAUAAACUGGAUCGAUUACCUUAACGAACAUUUAAAGUGGUCCAAUAUUAAUAUUACAGAAGAUUUUACGCUUUAUCUAAUGCCUGCUGAAGCUGUUUAUGGUGUCUUGAAUCUUGUACGUAAAACAGAUCCAAAAGUCGUUAAAAAUUUUGUACUUUUGCGAACUUUUUUGUACAUGGCUCCCGACAGCGACUUACCCAUGAGACAAGCUUUCGAGGAAUACUAUAAAUCUCUGGGUUAUCAAUAUUAUGAAAGAUCAGAUUAUUGUUCCAGAAAAAUAAUGGAUGUUGUGGAUUCGGUUAGUUUAAGUUUUGCUGUAACAAAUAACUUCAUUAGAUAUCAUUUUGACAUAAAUAAGAUCGCUAAAGCAUUUAGAAUCAUUGAUAAACUCAGGGAUAUUUUCAAAAGUGUUAUACCAUCUUUGGACUGGAUUGAUGAUGAAUCACGUAACACUGUUCUUCAGAAAAUCGACAAUGUUGUUGUGUUUUUAGCGUAUCCAGUCUUUACUAACGAUAAAACCAGUCUGGAUCACUUUUAUGAAAAUGUUCGAAUUUGUGAAUGGGAUAACUACGGAAAUGCACGAAGAAUUAGAGCUUUCAAAAAAGCUUAUGCCCUUAGCCAGUAUUUGAACCACGAUCUUUGGACGACCUCUCCAUUUGAAGUUAAUGCAUAUGCUACAAGAGCCAGUAAUAGAAUAAUGGCACCACUUUCGCUUCUUCAGUCGUCAUAUUUUAACGGAAAUGAUCCUGUGUAUGACUACAGCCGUUUCGGAAGCAUAAUUGCUCAUGAGUUUAUUCAUCACUUUGAUAGUGUUGGCGUCAUGUAUGAUAAUGAAGCCUCUUACAACAAUUUGCUAUCAAACGAUAGUAUGGAAAUUUUUGAGACUAAAAUCCAGUGUUUUGUAGACCAAUACAGCAAUUUUUAUGUACCAGAAAUCGACUCUUAUAUUAAAGGUAAUAAAACUCUAGAUGAAAAUACCGCUGACAAUGGAGGAUUAAAACAUGCAUUUGCUGCAUUUAAACAACUCGUCGAUAGUCAACUGAUUGAAAACACUUCUGAAAAGUACACUUUGGAACAACAAUUUUUUAUAAAUUAUGCCACGCAAUGGUGUAGUGACGAUUCGGAUGCAUAUUUAAAAAAAUUGGUAGACAGUAAUGAACAUGCUCCUAAUCGUUAUAGAGUGUUAGGUACGUUGGCUAAUAUGGAUGAAUUUUCUGAGGCUUUCAGUUGUCCAGUUGGAAGUAAAAUGAAUCCAGUUAAUAAGUGCAUAUUGUGGUAAAGGCAACAUGUAACUAAACAAAUAUAUUACUGGCUUCGCCAACUAUUAA
This is a messenger RNA of Zophobas morio, 2296 nucleotides long. RefSeq names its product neprilysin-4-like. Gene Ontology annotation, molecular function: metalloendopeptidase activity. The coding region runs from base 127 to 2247 and encodes 706 amino acids. Gene Ontology annotation, biological process: protein processing. The record is from RefSeq and is a predicted model, not a curated record. Gene Ontology annotation, cellular component: plasma membrane. Lineage: Eukaryota; Metazoa; Arthropoda; Insecta; Coleoptera; Tenebrionidae. The transcript has 11 exons.